Messenger RNA from Monopterus albus (swamp eel), 1894 nucleotides. It is a transcript of the gene znf830, whose product is annotated as zinc finger protein 830. The coding region runs from base 101 to 1123 and encodes 340 amino acids. Gene Ontology annotation, biological process: mitotic DNA replication checkpoint signaling; mitotic DNA damage checkpoint signaling; nuclear DNA replication. NCBI's taxonomy places the organism in Eukaryota, Metazoa, Chordata, Actinopteri, Synbranchiformes, Synbranchidae. Gene Ontology annotation, cellular component: spliceosomal complex; nucleus. The record is from RefSeq and is a predicted model, not a curated record. The transcript has a single exon. Gene Ontology annotation, molecular function: zinc ion binding; nucleic acid binding.
UUUGGACGUGGAUUUAAACAGUUUAUGUCAUCUUCAUGAGACGCAGUUUCACUUCGUCGUAAAGUAGGUAGCUAUCUUAUAAGCUGAGUUGUUUUCAAGAAUGGCAUCGUCUAAGAAGGGGAAGAAAGUUGUAAAUCAAGAAGAACUCAGGCGCCUGAUGCGAGAAAAACAAAGGCAAACGACAGACAAGAGGCGCGUCGAGUCUCCUUUUGCUAAAUACAACAGUCUCGGGCACCUCAGUUGUGUCCUGUGCAAUAUGCAGGUGAAAUCCGAACUACUGUGGCCAGCUCAUGUUCUUGGAAAACAACACAAAGAUAAAGUUAUUGAGCUGAAGGGGGCAAAGAGUCAACCAGACACACCACAAAGUCUACCAGAGAAGAGGAAAGCACCGGACACUGAGGAAGCGAACGGGAAAAAGGCAAAAGUAGCUCCGGUUGCAGGUCAAUCGACGUCAGGGCUACCAGGUUUCUUUGAGAAACCCAGUGAGAAGAAACCUGUUUCUGCUCAGAAAUCUGCAGGUUUGAAUCUGUUGUCUGGAGUCUAUGACGAGGAUGAUGAGGAUGAGGCAGGCCAAGCAGAAGCCACAUGUCCCCCUCCUCAGAAGGCUGAAGCUGCUGGCCUACCUGCUGAUUUCUUUGACAGCUCCAUCCCAUCCACACCCGCCAUCUCCCACUCUGGAUCCAUUCUCAGAGCAGACCUGCAGGAGAAAAGCACAGAAAAGAAAGAAAACACAGCCGAGGCGCUUCCAGAGGGCUUCUUUGAUGAUCCAAUAAGAGAUGCCAAAGUGCGCAACGUUGACGCACCCAAAGAUCAAAUGGACAAGGAAUGGGAAGAGUUUCAAAAGGAGAUAAGACAGGUGAACACAAAAUCAGAGGCCAUCGUGGCCGAAGAAGACGAAGAGGGUCGCCUAGAACGUCAGAUUGACGAAAUUGAUGAACAAAUUGAGUGUUACAAGAAGGUUAAGCUGCUGAGAGACAAACGCGAUGUGGUAAAAAGCAAGUCUCUUGCUAGGAAGGAGGAACAAAUGGAAACCGGUGGCAGCAUUGAGGAGGAAGAGGAGGACGAAGAGGAGCUGCUGGGGCUUUUGUCCCAGGACUGGAGAGCCAAAGGGGCACUGGCAUAGAUUUAUUAGAAAGAAUAUUUCAUCCAAGAGAUCUUUCUGUACAAGUAGUCUAUGUCAGAAAACUGUGUAUAUGUUUGUUUCAAGUUGAUUAAAUAUGUGCAACAUUGUACUAAACAUUAAUUACCAUAGACAUACAGUUUCUCUCUUAAUGGCUUUAAGACUACAAAUCAAACCUUUACAUGUAUGUUUAUUCAUUGGUGCUCACACAAAAACACAUUCAUAAAAUCUCUCAAGUACAGUAGCAGCACAGACCCACAAUCUACAUCAUGAUGGCCAAAGCUGUUACAUUUUGAGUUCAGCUAUCUAAUGUCCUGCAAAAACAAGUAAACUAUAUGAAAUUCAUAAAUAAUUAAUUCAUGUUACAUUAUAAGCAACAUGCAAAGCACAACAGAAUUAUUUUUAAAAAAUGUACAAGUUGAGAUUAAGACAAAGCAAAUUUCACCAACCCAACCCUGUUCACAAGUUAUUUGGCUGAAAAUAUAUAUAUAUAUAAUUUUUACAGAGCACAAUGCUUAUACAUGACAGAUUUGUUCUGUAAAUACCCUUUUAUUAGGCCCAUAAAAAUGGAAUAAAAUGAAAUGAGUAAAUGAUGGUCAGUGCUUCUUAUACUACCUGUUACACACUGAGCUAGGUGUGCCUUUGUUUUUAAUCAAGCAAUAUCUACAUCUUAUUGCUACAUGUGCCUCUUGAGUUACCACUUCAAAAUUCCUUCAGUGAUUCAAAGUGUUCAUAGCCCUUCAAACUUGCAGAACUGAAACUCCAAAAAAAAAA